Messenger RNA from Aspergillus melleus, 1095 nucleotides. RefSeq lists its product as uncharacterized. The coding region runs from base 1 to 1095 and encodes 364 amino acids. The transcript is spliced from 3 exons. Lineage: Eukaryota; Fungi; Ascomycota; Eurotiomycetes; Eurotiales; Aspergillaceae. The record is from RefSeq and is a predicted model, not a curated record.
AUGCAGCGCCCAAUUAAAGGAAUUCAAGCCGGUGGCGACCCCAGCCCCGAUAUUCACCAUUUCCGCCAGGAUAUCGUGUCCUUUCUCAAAGCCCACCCCGUGGGUUCGGAGAAUAUGGGACCUCCUCCCGCUGCCCAGCCGGCCAUUGUGAAGCUUGUCAAGAGUAGACCCGCGAAUGAGGUCCCUCCCACUGUCUAUAACUUGCAGUGGGCUACACCUCCAAACAACUGUGCGGCGGCAUACUGUGUUGGCUACCAGUCUAUCAGCCUGCAGGGGCGCAAUGUCCCGUUCGUCGACAUUCCGACCGUUCCGGGCGCGGACCUCCUCUUUACCGGCGAGCUGGUCGGUUGCUCGCUGGUUGUUGUUGGCCGGAGCGAUGGUAUACGUGUCUACCAUGACUCUCGCUACUGUAGCUCCGUUUUGUAUGAUAAUGUCCGCAUGGCCGUCGACUAUUGCGACUAUGCGGAGGAAUACAACGACCCCACGCGUCGCAAGAUUGCUGCAGCCACCACAUGCAUGCAGUACAAGAAUGGAUCCUGGGCGCUGUAUGCGCAAUGCCUGACGGAGAACACGGAGGAUGCGAGGAAUCUUUCUCCGAGUCAGAUCCCGGAGAGUAAGCGGGUGCUGCGAUAUCGUAGCAACGGCUGUUUGAUUACAAAGACUCGGUAUGCGGGGCCGAAUAUUGCACAGGAGCGAGAAAAUCUCUAUCAGCUCCUGAAAAGGGUCGCUGUUGAGCAUCUUGGAGAAGGGAAGAUCCCCACUACGCAAGACGGCCAGUUCAAGGAUUUUGAUCCGAACGGGCCUCCGAGCAUGAGUAACCCGGCAGUUGCUCGCACCGAGGCGCUGCGCAAAGCCAUAGUCGACCACAAUUUGGAAGGCCAGAUUAAACAAAAGCUGGAUUCGAUAUUCGAGGAGUCGAAAAUGCACCCUCGUCCAGCUGACCCUAAUCUGGAUUUGCACAAGCAAUGGGAACGGCAGGAUUUAGCCUUUCACGAAUUUCUCAAGGCGAUGAGCGACAGUAAAAGCACCGACGCCACCUUCCUUUGGCUGAAGAUGAAAGAGAGUCAAGGUCUACAGGCUGUCGUUGGACCAUGA